Messenger RNA from Mytilinidion resinicola, 1515 nucleotides. RefSeq lists its product as uncharacterized. Gene Ontology annotation, molecular function: structural constituent of ribosome. NCBI's taxonomy places the organism in Eukaryota, Fungi, Ascomycota, Dothideomycetes, Mytilinidiales, Mytilinidiaceae. The transcript is spliced from 5 exons. Gene Ontology annotation, cellular component: cytosolic small ribosomal subunit; ribosome. The coding region runs from base 399 to 1154 and encodes 251 amino acids. Gene Ontology annotation, biological process: translation. The record is from RefSeq and is a predicted model, not a curated record.
CUCAUGGAUUUUUCUAUAAGACGUUAACAGCCCAAGCCACUAAAAGAGCUUAUUGCAAAAACAUUGGCAAUUCAUAAACGCCAGCGCCAAAGCGCCAGCUCGCUGACAUCUCUGGUGCCAGCUAUCGUAUAUGUACGGGUCAGAACACCUUCACCGCCCCCAUCGCUGCUAGGUAGGGCUGAGUGCGCGCGUCCUCGCUUUUGUCAUCUUUUUUGAUCCACGCGGCUGCUGGCACAAGACUCCAGACGACUUCCGAUUACGGUACUGGAUCCACCCACUGCCUCGGGCACACUCGAAGUGGCUGCCUUGUUACGACUAGGAAGAGCCAACUAGCCCCCACUACCCACUAGCGAGGACGACCUGUUCGAUCUUGGCGUGCGCCGGGCGUCGAGGAUGUCAUGGGAGGACAAAGUCUGCGGGCGCGUGCCGUGAGGAAAGAGGGGGAAAGAGGGAGUAAGACCAAGGUAGCGCGGAGAACUGUCGUGGAGAACUAUCGUGGAGAACUUACGUGUCUUCUGUACGUUGAGCUAUACAUAUGGAAUUUAGCUUUCGACCUCGCUUUUUGCUGUUUGAGUUUGGUCACGUGCCUCGGCGAUCGGAGCCAUUUCUCCGAGACGACGCAAUUCGCUCGUGUCUGCCCACACUCUAAGCGAAAAUCGACUGAGCAAGACCUCACCGACGCCGCUUCAUCCACAAACCCUCAAUCAACCGACAUCAUGGGUAAAGGAAAGCCAAGAGGUCUCAACGCCGCGCGCAAGCUGCGAAACCACCGCCGCGAGAAUCGGUGGUCCGAUCUCUCUUUCAAAAAGCGCCUCCUCGGCACUGCCUACAAGUCCUCGCCAUUCGGAGGCUCCUCCCACGCCAAGGGAAUCGUUCUCGAGAAGGUCGGUGUCGAGGCCAAGCAGCCCAACUCUGCCAUCCGGAAGUGCGUGAGGGUGCAGUUGAUCAAGAACGGAAAGAAGGUCACCGCUUUCGUGCCAAAUGACGGUUGCUUGAACUUCGUCGACGAGAACGACGAGGUCCUUCUAGCUGGUUUCGGUCGUAAGGGCAAGGCCAAGGGUGAUAUUCCUGGUGUGCGAUUCAAGGUCGUCAAGGUCUCCGGAGUCGGUCUCUCAGCGCUGUGGAAGGAGAAGAAGGAGAAGCCCAGGUCAUAGGCGCUUUCUUAGUCCAAGAUUGAUGGUUCACACGAUGGUCGAAGGGAAGCGGUCACAAUGAAGGGGGCAUUGGCCUCUGAGGUUGAAGGAGAUGCUCUGGAGACACUUGGAGGCGUUACAUGGAUUGAUAGUCUGGAAAAGAAUGUUUGCUAAGGCGAAUCUCAUAAAUGCUCCAAGACAACUCUUUCAAUCAACUGGCUGACUGCUCUGAGAUAUGCUGUUCCAUGUAUUAGUGCUCUCGCUAUCCGAUAGCCUGUUAGUUCUGUGAACUCAACACGCGCCUGGGAAAUGAUUUCGCAUAACAAUUGCACAUUCACGUAAUCAACUAUGGACUGCACCUAAUUUCGUACAAAGAAGGAAU